Molecule: messenger RNA, 456 nt
Organism: Nilaparvata lugens (brown planthopper)
Lineage: Eukaryota; Metazoa; Arthropoda; Insecta; Hemiptera; Delphacidae
Product: acyl carrier protein 2, mitochondrial-like
Exons: 4
Coding region: 31-456 (141 amino acids)
Biological process (GO): fatty acid biosynthetic process
Cellular component (GO): mitochondrion
Molecular function (GO): acyl binding; acyl carrier activity
Source: RefSeq, a predicted model, not a curated record
AUUCUGGAAUUUCUGGAACAGUGGUGAAAAAUGGCCGGUCUCAGGCAGUUGGGUCGUUGUGCUUUAAAUGUGAAUAGAUGCCUUCUAAAAACAAAUACAUGUUUACCGAUAGCUACAAAAGUAUCACAAAAAUUCAUUCAUUACCGAUUGAAUGAACCCACACUACUAACAUCAUCCAUUCAGCACCCGUUCUAUGACCUGGGAAGAUGUGUGAGCACAACUAUCACAUCCGGUCAAACCCUCACCAAAGCCGAAGUUGAAGACAGGGUGAUGAAAGUGUGCAGAGCAUUUGACAAAGUUACUGCUGACAAGCUCACUGCCGACUCGCAUUUCAUUAAUGACUUAGGAUUAGACUCACUUGAUCACGUAGAGAUUAUAAUGGCCAUGGAAGAUGAGUUUGGUAAGAUUAUUUUUUAUUCAUUUUCCACUCAAUCAAAAAUUUCUGGAUAUAAAUAA